This is a messenger RNA of Sporothrix schenckii 1099-18, 1689 nucleotides long. Its product is annotated as nitrilase. Lineage: Eukaryota; Fungi; Ascomycota; Sordariomycetes; Ophiostomatales; Ophiostomataceae. The transcript has 3 exons. The record is from RefSeq and is a predicted model, not a curated record. Gene Ontology annotation, molecular function: catalytic activity. Bases 1 to 1689 code for a protein of 562 amino acids.
AUGACAAAGAUUCGUCUGGGAACCUGCUCGCCCACGCCCGCGGACUCGCCCCAGGCGUCGCUGGCCCUUCUCGAGACGCUCGCCCAGCGGGCUGCGACAAAGGGCAUCGAUCUCCUGCUGCUGCCGGAAGCGUUCCUGGGCGGCGGCUACCCGCGCGGCGUCCGUUUCGGCAGCACCCUGGGCGCAGACAAUGCCGACGGCCGCGAGGCCUUUUUGCAAUACUUUCAGCGCGCCGUCGACUUUGGCGAUGUCGUGGGCGAUGCUGGCGCAGGGGGUGGCGAUGCCUGGGUCAACAAGACCGCGGCAGAUCCGGAGCAGGCAACCGACAAGACGAAGUCGACGACGGCGCCGGGCGACGGAACGCGCGAGACGUUGGAACGGAUUGCCCGCGAGACGGGUGUUUUUCUUGUCGUGGGCGCAAUCGAAAGGGCCGGCGGCAGCCUCUACUGCGCCGUGGUCUACGUCUGUCCGACCCAAGGCGUCCUCGGCAAGCGCCGCAAAGUUCAACCGCCCUCCAAGACCGGCUUGGAACGUCUGAUCUGGUCGGCGGCCGGCCCCGCGUCGCUGCGUGCCGUCACAGCCCAUAUCAAGGGCGUGCGCGUCAACCUCGCCGCCGCCAUCUGCUGGGAGAACUACAUGCCGCUCGUGCGGCAGUCUCUGUACGCGCAAAACGUCAACCUGUACCUGGCGCCGACGGCCGACGGGAGCGACGCGUGGCUGUCGCUGGUCCGCACCAUUGGCAUCGAGGGCCGCUGUUUUGUGGUGACGUCCAAUAUGACGACGAAGACGGGCGGCUCCCUGGCGGCGGCGGCAUCAGUGGCAUCAGCGGCAUCAUCCGCAACAACGCAGCUGCCCACCAGACAGGCAAACGGUAACACGGUGACCGCCCCAUCGACGGCGACGGCGACGACGAAUACAAGUGGGGGGCCACCCGGAUCCAACUCGGGAAUCAACACCAAGAUUGUCGACUAUACGUCGUCGUCGCCCAUGGGCAAGCCCAGACGCCGCAAGAAGUCGUUUGUCUACGACGAGUAUGGCAACGAGAUUGUCUUGUCGUGCGAGACAGUGGCGGAGGAAGAUGUGGAGCCAACGACCAUCGUAACGAACGGUAUCGACAGCGAGGAGGACGCAUCCGACGAAAACGCCAAUGGCAUACACGGCCUGUCGUCCGACGCGCCCGUGCCUCUGCCGCCCUUCCCCCACCUGCCGGUCGACAAAGCCUGGGAGCGCCACAAGCACGAACGCCGGCGGUCGUCGGUAUUUGACGAAGACGACAACGAGAUUGUACUGUGUCGUCCCCCUGACUCGGCCAACACAGCACGGGCCGAACAAACCAUUGUCGACACGGCGCCUGAAGCAAGACCUGUUUUUGAACCCGUUUUUGAGCCUAGCCCGACGACCAUUCCAACGCGAGAAACCGGGGGCCAGGAUACGCGCGAGAAAACUAAAGCGCAAGAGACUGCGCCCAAUGUCCCCGGAACGCGCGGCGGCUCCGCGAUUGUGUCUCCUUUUGGCGAGGUGCUGGCCGGGCCACAGUGGGACGACGCGGAUGGAAUCAUUGCGGCCGACGUCGACUUUGACGACUGCAUCCGCGGGCGGCUCAGCCUGGAUGUCGCCGGCCACUAUUCACGGAACGACUCCUUCAAACUGUCUGUUGCGGGAUUGGACAUGAGUCCCCUGUCGUAUUAG